AUGGAUCCAGAAUCGAGUCAACGCCAAUGCGCAUCUUGCGAGGAGCUUGAGCCGCAGUUCAACCUCACAGUCAUCAAAGAAAACGUUCUCCGCCCACUCUGCACCGAUUGCUUGCUCAAGGAGCAACGUAAGCUCUUCUGCCCUAUUUGUCUCGAACUCUACGCCGGCCCACCUCCUCUAGAAGCUACGAGAAUCUGCAUCCUCUGCCCUUCCAUCGCCCACCUCCACUGCUCUCCUCCUUCGCCUUCCUCCUCCCGCUCAUCCUUCUCCUACCAUUUCUUCACUUGCCCUCUAUGUGUGAACCCUAACUUCUCCUUCCUCCCCAAGUCUCUUGCUACGACCUCUGACCAAAGCGGAGACAAUGAUGAUGAUGAUGACGACGACGACGACGACGACGUCGACUUACAAAAGGCCAAGGCUCUUGUCGCGGCGGCGGAGAUCGUGGUGGCUUGUACGGAGAACGCGGCGGCUCAGUUAAAGGAAGAAGCGGCUAACAAGAGCAUCGAAGCUGAAGAAGCCAAGAAGAAAGCUAAAGAAGCAUUGGAGUAUCUUGAGAACGUGAAAGAAAAAGCUGAGGAGAAGAGAAAAGCUAAGAAGCCGAAGCUACAGUGA
Eruca vesicaria subsp. sativa (arugula) is the source of this 612-nucleotide messenger RNA. The record is from the annotation of a GenBank genome assembly. Lineage: Eukaryota; Viridiplantae; Streptophyta; Magnoliopsida; Brassicales; Brassicaceae.